GAGCAAGUUCCUAUGUUUUUUUAAAGUGGACGCUACUCAUUUAGAAAUAUUACGGUAAAAUUGCAUCAACACUAGUGAAAGAGGACGAGCAUUUAGUAGUGACAGGACUUUAAGUUUACUCUAACAGUACGAGGUUCAAGUGUGUGUGGUAAGGAAGCAUGUCUGAUGUGAUGACGAACCCUUAUGCACACAUUGUUGAGCCUCUGGACCCCCAGAAGCCUGACCACAAGUUUUUCAACCUAAGGAAGCUUGGUGACCCCAGAUAUGAUCACCUUCCAUUCUCCAUCCGUGUGCUGCUGGAGUCUGCAGUGAGGAACUGUGAUGAGUUCCUAGUAAAAAAGGAUGAUGUGGAGAAAAUCCUCAACUGGAAGGUGACACAGAGUCAGACCGUGGAGGUGCCUUUCAGACCAGCCCGUGUCAUCUUGCAAGACUUCACGGGAGUUCCUGCAGUGGUCGACUUUGCAGCUAUGCGUGAUGCAGUGAAGAAAUUACAGGGCGACCCUGAGAAGAUUAAUCCUGUCUGUCCUGUGGAUCUUGUCAUAGACCAUUCCAUUCAAGUGGACUUCAACAGGAAGUCUGACAGCCUUCAGAAAAACCAAGAGCUUGAAUUUGAAAGGAACAGAGAACGAUUUGAGUUUUUAAAGUGGGGUUCUAAAGCAUUCCGGAACAUGCGGAUCAUUCCUCCAGGCUCAGGAAUUGUACAUCAGGUCAAUCUAGAGUACCUGGCCAGGGUUGUGUUUGAUCAGGAUGGUUACUACUAUCCGGACAGUCUGGUGGGCACCGACUCCCACACAACCAUGAUUGAUGGGUUGGGAGUACUGGGCUGGGGUGUGGGAGGUAUUGAGGCAGAGGCAGUCAUGUUGGGUCAACCAAUCAGCAUGGUGUUGCCAGAGGUCAUAGGCUACAAACUACAGGGGACACCCAGCAAAUACAUCACCUCCACUGACAUAGUGCUUACUGUCACCAAGCAUUUGCGGCAAGUUGGUGUGGUUGGUAAGUUUGUGGAGUUCUUCGGCCCUGGUGUUGCCCAGCUGUCUAUCGCUGAUCGUGCCACCAUUGCCAACAUGUGCCCUGAGUAUGGAGCCACUGCUGCCUUUUUCCCUGUAGACCACAUCAGUGUGCAGUAUCUGGAGCAGACAGGGAGGGAUUCAGAGAAGCUGAGCUACAUAGCUCAAUAUCUGAAAGCAGUGGGCAUGUUCAGAGACUACAGCAACACAGCUCAAGAUCCACAUUUCACUCAGGUUGUUGAGUUGGACCUCAGUGCUGUCGUCCCCUGCUGCAGUGGUCCCAAGCGGCCACAUGACAAAGUGGCUGUUUCAGACAUGAAGGAGGACUUUGAAAACUGUUUAGGAGCCAAGCAAGGCUUUAAAGGAUUCCAGGUGGCCCCUGAUCGUCACAAUGCUAGUGUACCUUUCCAGUAUAACGGGGCAGAGUAUUCCCUCUCUCACGGAUCUGUGGUCAUCGCUGCCAUUACGAGCUGUACCAACACCAGUAAUCCCUCGGUCAUGCUGGGAGCAGGUCUCUUGGCCAAGAAGGCUGUUGAGUGUGGUCUCAGUGUCAAGCCGUAUAUAAAGACCAGUCUGUCGCCGGGUAGUGGAGUGGUCACCUACUACCUUAAAGAGAGUGGAGUCAUGGACUUCCUCUCACAGUUAGGUUUUGAGGUUGUUGGCUAUGGUUGUAUGACCUGCAUUGGAAACAGUGGACCCCUUCCAGAGCAGGUUGUCGAGGCAAUUACUCAGGGUGAUUUAGUAGCUGCUGGUGUCCUUUCUGGAAACAGAAACUUUGAGGGUCGUGUUCAUCCCAACACACGCGCCAAUUAUUUGGCUUCUCCUCCACUGGUCAUUGCCUACGCCAUCGCUGGCACAAUGAGGAUAGACUUUGAAAAGGAGCCCUUAGGAGUGAACUCUGAAGGAAAGAAGAUUUUCCUGAGGGACAUCUGGUCCACACGGGAGGAAAUCCAGGCAGUGGAGAGACGGUUUGUUAUUCCUGCCAUGUUUAAAGAGGUCUAUGAAAAAGUGGAGAAAGUAAAUGAACGCUGGAACUCCCUGAAAGCCCCCUCUGACAAGCUGUAUACCUGGGAUCCCAAUUCUACCUACAUAAAGUCCCCACCUUUUUUUGAUGGACUGACCCGGGAGCUCCAGCCACCAAAGUCCAUAACAGAUGCAUAUGUUCUGCUCAAUUUGGGAGAUUCUGUGACCACAGACCACAUCUCGCCUGCUGGAAACAUUGCACGUAACAGCUCUGCUGCCCGUUACUUAACUGGCCGUGGACUCACUGCGAGAGAGUUCAACUCGUAUGGUUCUCGUCGAGGCAACGAUGCAGUCAUGGCUCGAGGCACAUUUGCCAACAUCCGCCUCUUCAACAAGUUUCUUAACAAGCAGGCACCCUCCACAACUUACCUUCCUACAGGGGAGACGAUGGAUGUGUAUGAUGCAGCAGAAAAAUAUCAGCAGGCUGGUCAUCCUCUUUUGGUUCUAGCUGGUAAAGAGUAUGGAUCAGGCAGCUCCAGGGAUUGGGCUGCCAAAGGACCCUUCCUGCUGGGCAUUAAAGCUGUGCUAGCAGAGAGUUAUGAGCGGAUUCACCGCAGUAAUCUGGUGGGCAUGGGCAUCAUCCCUCUAGAGUACCUGCAUGGAGAAACGGCUGAAAGCCUCGGACUCACUGGCCGCGAGCGAUACUCUGUGGUCAUUCCCCCACAGCUCACGCCCAGAAUGACCGUGGACGUCAAGCUGGACACUGGGAAAACAUUUCAAGCUAAGAUGAGGUUCGAUACGGAUGUGGAGCUCACUUACUUCCUUCAUGGUGGCAUUCUCAACUACAUGAUUCGCAAAAUGUCUGAAAAUUGAAAUGCAUAUGAUGCUUUCUUCAGGAAGUUUCACACUAAACGCACAUAUCCACCAUCUUGAUACUUCUUUUGUUUUUUUCCGUCCUGACUGUUUUUUUUUUGUUUGUUUUUUUGUAAGAACCAGCCAAUUCACUCUUUGGUUUUAAGUAUCAUGUUUGCUGUUAAAUUUUGGAUUCAAAGUCAACAUCAAAAUAUCAUGUAUAUUCAUAUAUUAAACAUGUUUGAAGUACAAUCUUCAAGAUCUGAAGUAUAUGUAGAGAGUUAUAUGAUAAGAUUCUGUUUUUAUUUUGGUGUUAUGCAUCAAAUGGCUGUAGUGGUUUGGUGUAGGUUCAGUGGGAUUGAACGGAAAGUUUGAAAGCAUUAGAUGUUGUCAAUGACAAACUUCACCUUCUCCUUUCUAACCCUACCUCAGCACUGCCAAACCGCAGUCCCAUUUUUUCUUUCUUGUUUUGUCAACAUCAAUUUAUAAAUGACCAAAUAGUUUUAUUAAUUACUGUAGUAACACUGAACUUGGACACAAAUUCUUUACAGAUAACGAUUGCACAAUCAAAGUAUGCAUGCACAGCAAUUAUUAAAAGAUAUAGAAUUUUUGAAUUAGAAUUUUUGACUUUAAGAUGUGUGGUGAACCAUCGCCCCUCUCUAACUGUCAAGGCAAAGAAAGGUUGCUCCAUUUUGAUUGGAUUGUGGCAGGAUCAACACAAACGUCAAGCACAGCCAUCAGAUAAGCUGCUCGGACAGCUCCCAGACACCCCUCACAAGGCAAGAAAGACCUUCCAACAUGUUGGAAAAGACUUCUCAUUGGUCCAUGAGUGGUUUCUUAGCAACCUCUCACACCCCCCAUCCUAAGGUUUGCCCAAGUCCAGAGUUGAGAUAAAGACCAUAAAUAUCUUCAAGACAUCUUGAAGCAGCAUUAACCAUGUGGCAAAAGCUGAAACGAAGAAGCCACAAAGACAAAUCUUUACACGCAAACUUUUAUUCCUAACAUGGACACCAACUGCAACACAUCCAUUCCAUGUUUGUUCACAGAACUGUUUAUUUAAAUUGCAGUUGUUCAAUUAGCACAAUAGUUCACACAAACUAUGAUGGUAUAAAUUAAUGCAUGCAUAAUAUUUAAUCUUUCAAUAUCAUGUUUGGUUUCUAUAUCUUCAGAAAAAUGCCAAGAGUUUGGAAAAGGAACAAUGCAUAGAUGAAACUUUAAAGACGUUCUAACUAAGUACUUUAAAAUAUGCAAAUGUUUCACAUAGAGAAGGGAGGGUGAGCCACACUGUGUAGACCCCCCUCUGAUCUUAGCAGCCAAUCAUAACCCUGAAACAAGCGUCAAACUGAAAUCUCGUCAUCAAGAAGGUAUAAAACUAUCAUCUGGAUGACCUCACCUUUGUCCUGAGUCAUUAUGAGGUCCAUGUUGAUGGACUCUCCUCUUCAGUUCACCCCACAAAUUUUCUAUGGGGUUCAGGUCAGAGGACUGGGAUGGCCAUGGCAGAACCUUGAUUUUGUGGUCAGUGAACCAUUUUUGUGUUGAUUUUGAUGUUUGUUUUGGAUCAUUGUCCUGCUGGAAGAUCCAACCAGGGCUUAUUGUAAGCUUUCUGGCAGAGGCAGCCAGGUUUUGAAUUUUUAUCUGUUGGUAUUUGAUAGAGUCCAUAAUGCCAUGUGUCCGAACAAGAUGUCCAGGACCUCUGGCAGAAAAACAGCCCCACAACAUUAAAGAUCCAACACCACAUUUAACCGUGGGUAUUGGGGACUACUUCAUCUCUGUGUGCGCCAAACCCAUCUCUGGUGCUUGCUGCCAAAAAGCUCUUUUUUUUGUUUAAUCUGACCAUAGAACCCGGUCGCAUUUUAAGUUCCAGUAGUGUCUGGCAAACUGAAGACGCUUGAGUUUGUUGUUGGAUGAGAGAAGAGGCUUUUUUUUUCUUGAAACCCUCCCAAACAACUUGUGGUGAUGUAGGUGAUGUCUGAUAUUUUUUGGGGGGGACCUUCUGACCUCAAGACCCAACUAAUUUCUGCAAUUCUCCAGCUUUGAUCUUUGAAGAUUCUUUGGCCACUUGAACCAUCCUCCUCACUGUGCGUGGAGACAGUAUAGACACACGUCCUUUUCCAGGCCGAUUCUUAAGAUCUCCAGUUGAUUGGAACUUGUUAAUUAUUGCCCUGAUGGUGGAAAUGUAUUUUUUUCAAUGCUUUGGCUAUUUUUGGCAAGUAUUGGCAAUGCAAUGCAUUACUGAGAAUUUACCUGUUGAGUGAAAUACUGAAAGACAAUGUGUCACACAUUCUAAAGUUUUAAACAAAGAGUCCAUCAGAUGAGUUAUUUUAACAAUAUGAACUUUGCUCUUUAUUAAGCUGUAGGAUAUUUACUAUGCAUUUUGAAGUGCCUUUAUUUUGUGUUAUAACAUAACCACCAGAAUAAUUCUCUUGUGUGUUCACACUUGGUCGUCUGUCUAUAUUCAUUAUGAAAUAUGUAAAGCAUUCCUGUGCAAAGUGCUUAUUUUCAUGAAGGACAACAGAAUCCACCCAAAGCUGAUUUCACACUCAUCUUGCUGAUCCUGAGUAAAUACAAUUGGAAUCAGGUGUGACUUUGCUGUUUCAAAUGCAUACGCUCUUCUGUAAUGUUCAAACUGUACUUUACUUCAAUUUAGGAUUAUUUUCAGGAUUUAUGAAAUUAAAAUAGUCGUUGAGGGGUUUUUGGAUUUAGAAACACACUUCCUUUGACGGAACCAUAAUAGAGCCAUUACGACAUUAUUCUUAUACAAAUAAUAGGGGUUUUGUAAACUUUUACAACAUGUUCUGUUAUAGCCAAAAGUAAAUAAAAAUUGUACAGCUUUUUGUAAUGUUUCAAGCCCAGAAUGCCACAAUCUGAGUAUUUCAGUAGCCAGGUAGAUUAAACUCUAUUAUAAAGACAGAGGGCCAACACUCACAUCUACAAUGUUGUAAAAAUCUGGCUUUAUUCAAAUAAAUGUUCAUGGGAAAA
Molecule: messenger RNA, 5801 nt
Organism: Myxocyprinus asiaticus (Chinese sucker)
Lineage: Eukaryota; Metazoa; Chordata; Actinopteri; Cypriniformes; Catostomidae
Product: cytoplasmic aconitate hydratase-like
Exons: 21
Coding region: 159-2843 (894 amino acids)
Biological process (GO): citrate metabolic process; tricarboxylic acid cycle
Cellular component (GO): cytosol; mitochondrion
Molecular function (GO): aconitate hydratase activity; iron-responsive element binding; 4 iron, 4 sulfur cluster binding
Source: RefSeq, a predicted model, not a curated record